CCAUAUUCUCAUUUGCACACUGCACCCAUGAACACCCCAAAGCGCACCCUCACAGAAGAUUUACACGCGUCAAAUAUUGCGUCCAAUACACCCGUAUCAUCGUGUGUGGCACGCUCGUCUUGAUUGUUUUGUCAUAAGAGCCAAGCAGAUCGAGUAGAGCCACUGACCCAGACCUCGCUUCUCAGCUACGCAAUGUUGCUAUGCGAGCUAGACGGAAUGUCUCCCAAGGUUAUGCAACCAACAAGGACCCAUUACAACCGGGGCCGUCACCGCGUAUCAAGUCUGUCUCAGCCACAAACACCAUCUUCCGUUCUUCAAACGACAUUAUGCACGAUGUUUUCUUAUCAAACGAGUCGAGAUUUCUACAUGCGUCAAGGAAACGAGCUCGUCCUGAAGAGGACGCCGCUGACGUCGACUCUACGAUCUUCUCCCGCAUUGAUGAAGCUGGCACCACUAUGACCUUGGUUAACUCUCUGGAUUUGCAGGCACCCAGUAGGCUCAUCAAGCCUCUUAGAAAGCCCGGGAGAACGGCUCUGCAGAUUAAUUCUUUACCUGCCUCUAUGUGGUCUAACAACCCGGCGGAGUGUACGAAUGACGUCGAGGAAGAGGAAGAGGAAGAUUGGAGCACUUUCGAUACGGGCUCGAAACAGUUUGAGCCCAUGCUACUAUCAUAAACAUUGGAGGUUACAUAUGUUAUUGUAUUGCCAUCAAUCAUUUCACUAUAACGGCGGAUCUAUUUCCCGUUGAUUUCCUG
Molecule: messenger RNA, 754 nt
Organism: Marasmius oreades (fairy-ring Marasmius)
Lineage: Eukaryota; Fungi; Basidiomycota; Agaricomycetes; Agaricales; Marasmiaceae
Exons: 3
Coding region: 201-674 (157 amino acids)
Source: RefSeq, a predicted model, not a curated record